Molecule: messenger RNA, 2264 nt
Organism: Carassius gibelio (silver crucian carp)
Lineage: Eukaryota; Metazoa; Chordata; Actinopteri; Cypriniformes; Cyprinidae
Gene: oacyl
Product: O-acyltransferase like
Exons: 15
Coding region: 1-2034 (677 amino acids)
Molecular function (GO): acyltransferase activity, transferring groups other than amino-acyl groups
Source: RefSeq, a predicted model, not a curated record
AUGCUACGGUUAACAUGGAGUGCUGUCACUCUGAUGUACCUGUUGGUUUGGCACGGUGCGUGUGCCUGGAACGUGUCGUUACAGUGCAAGGAGGACACAACAGCGUUCCUUAUGGAAUUACAGAAAGAUACUCCAAGCAAAUAUGCAGUCCUGAUGUACGAUGCAUUUGGUAAGAUUGGCAGUGAUGUUGAAGGAGGGAACGUGAACAAACCUGGGUCUCUGAGAGAGUGUCUGUCUGUGGAGGGCCCGGAGUUCAGGGGACAGUACUGCCAGGUGUUCCUCAAACAGGACAGUGUGGAGUAUUUUGUGGGUGUUUGCGUUCCAGACUCUUGUACAGAAUCCGAAGUCCAGACGCUCGUUGUUUAUGAUGCAUUUGAUCAGAAACAGAUCUCUUUACUUCCUCCUGUGCCUUCAAUCCUAAUGCUGGAUUCCACGCUUGGUGUAUUCAUGACUCAGUGCCUCAGUGAUUCUCCUCAUGCAGACCUAUCUGCAAUAGUCUGUCUGUGUGUGUGUUGUGCGUUAUUGGCGCUUCCUCUCAUAGCUUCCGUCUGUGUUGCGGUGAUAAAAAGGAAGCGAAUGAGAGAGGUGAGGACAGGGCUGGGUUUCGCUCAUACCUCAAACACCAACCAAUACGGAACUCUCUUGACUAAUGGCUCAGCCAAUCAGAGUAAAGAGAGCAAUGCUGCCACAGACACCACACAGACGAGGGACCAAAAUGCAGAAAAUGACCCGCAGACCCGCAUCUCAAAGACUGUGUUAUCGUGCCUUCAGGCGCUCUCGGUACAGAAUAGCAGUCAGGGGUUACUAGCCACAGAAAGCUCUGGAAGCAGUUACUCCUCUCUUAAUGGCAUCCGUAUCCUCAGUUUACUCUGGAUCAUCUCAGGCCACACCGUGCAGCUGAGCGCCUGGAGUAACCUGGAUAAUGAUAAGAGGUGGAAGGAAAUGGUUGAGAGGAACCCUCUGUAUGUCUUUGCCUUCAGUGGGCCAGUGUAUCUAGCGGUUGACUCUUUUCUUCUGCUGGGUGGUCUUUUGAGUGCCAAAUCACUGCUGAGCUCCAUCCAGAGGUCAGAUAACACGCUUAGCUUCAGUCUGGUGGCUCAUUUCCUCUUCAAGCGGUUCAAGCGGAUUCAACCUCUCCACCUCUUCAUCGUGUGCUUGACCAUUGGACUCUUCUCCAUCGUUCAGAGGGGGGUCUUCUGGUUCAUUGCAGAGGAUGAGGUCUACAGCUGUAAGAAAUACUGGUGGUCCAACCUGCUCCUCGUCAACAACCUCUUCACUAUCACAGACAUUUGUGCACCAUGGACGUGGUAUCUCUCCAUUGACUUCCAGUUCUAUGCAACAACACCUUUUCUGAUAUUCCUGUACAGAAUAAACAAAAGUGUGCUUGUCGUUGUGUCGGUCGUUCUCCUAAUAAUCUCCAGUGUAACAGGAGCCCUGAUCACCGGUUUGUUGCAUCUCCCUGUGCACCAGCCAACAACACUGGCAUAUGAAAGCUAUUUUCAGUAUUACUACAACAAACCCUACACAAGAUAUGGGCCGUAUCUACUGGGCAUUCUUGCCGGAAUAUACAUGACCACCAAGAAAGAGACACUUAUAAAACAACAGUGGCAGGCAGUCAUAGGUUGGCUCUGUUCGCUGUCAGUCAUGGCCCUCUUGGUGGGAUUGGCCUAUGUGCUGAGAGAGGUCCCGCCCUAUCUGUCCCUGACCCAUGCUGUUUAUCAGGGGACGCACCGCUCACUUUGGGCCCUGGCUUUGGUCUGGAUCAUCCUGGCCUGCGAGGAAGGAUACGGAGGGUUUGUGGAUAAAAUUCUGUCUUUAGGCCUGUGGGCUCCUCUGUCUAACAUCAGCUUCGCCUGUUAUCUGAUCCACCCAAUCAUUAUUAUACUGUACAACGGCAAACAAGAGACUGCCAUGCACUAUACAGACUACAACUUUUUCUACCUGUUUCUGGGUCACCUGCUGUUGACAGUCUGUGUAGGUUAUGUGUUAACUGUGCUAAUUGAAAAGCCGUAUCUCUUCCUGCCAAAACGAUAAGUCCUGCUUCAUUACGUCAAGACUGGAAGGUGAAGAAAAGAUUUAAAUAUAUUUAUAUAUUUCAGAGAAACGAGAUGUUUUAAGUACAGUAUAUUUAUUAAUUCAUUGUCCCCCAUUUUCUCAAUCGAUUCAAAAGCUUCAAAAGCUGUAGAUUGCUGUUUAUGAACCGUGUUAGAGAGCUUUGGUGUGGUUUUUGUGAAUGCAUUAAAUAAAUGAAUUGAUGUACAGAA